Molecule: messenger RNA, 1441 nt
Organism: Amorphotheca resinae ATCC 22711
Lineage: Eukaryota; Fungi; Ascomycota; Leotiomycetes; Helotiales; Amorphothecaceae
Exons: 2
Coding region: 1-1143 (380 amino acids)
Source: RefSeq, a predicted model, not a curated record
AUGGCCGUGCGGUCUCGAAGUGUCUUGAUGGUUUGUUUACACUCGCUUCUUGUUGCUCAGGACGUUGCUCGGGACAUAUUUCCACCCCGAGAUCUGACUAUCCGCACUCUUCAAAAUCACAUGCGAAAAGCACUAAACUACCUUCUGGGUUCUGGAAUAGCCCCGUUCUUCCCUGUCUCCUCGGAGCCUGCGGGAAUCUACCUGCCUCUCCACAUCUUCCUGUUCCUUUGCAAACUGCCCUUCUUCAUCACCGUAUCCGUUGCAUACUUCGCCGUCUUGCAAUGGUUCCCCCUUGGGUCGCUGAUUAAGAAGGCUAUCCUGUGGAUGAUACUCGGGAUACCAGGUGUAUGGUGGAUUGAUCUCCAGAUUGAUGGAGUGAAGAAGGGUUCGUUGGCAAAGAAACGCGAGGGACGAGUACCUCAACCUCCAGAUAUCAUCGCAUCCUCCUUUACAUCGCCGAUCGACUCCCUAUACCUCGCGGCCAUAUUUGAUCCCAUCUUUACAGCUUCGUAUCCACACACGCGCCAGGUGGAACAACUCUCCCUCUUGGGUGCAAUCUUCCGCGCUCUCUCGAAGCCAAAAGAAUAUCCACCGAAAGGGGCAAAGUUGACGGAUCUGAGGGUUUUGGUUAGAGAACACCCAAACCGAGUGAUUGUGGUUUUCCCGGAGUGUACGACAACCAAUGGAAAAGGGAUACUUCCAUUUAGCCCAAGUCUCUUGACUGUGCCGCCGGAAACAAAGAUCUUCCCCAUCAGUCUCCGAUAUACACCUUCGGACAUCACCACGCCAGUUCCGGGGCAGUAUUGGACCUUCGUGUGGAAUCUUCUGUCCCACCCAACGCACUGUAUUCGAGUGCGUAUUGCGGGGGCUGUCUACAACACUUCGAAGCCAUUGGAAACCGCGGAGAAGAAGGACAGGUUUUUAACAAAUGUUUUAGACAACUUAGCAGAAGAUUCAGCCAUGGCGAGCAGCACAGAUUCAUUGGUCAGCUCUAGCGACCCAGGGGAGAUAAGUGCUGAAGAAAGAAAAGUAUUAGACACAGUCGGCGAGGCCUUAGCACGUUUGGGGCGGGUCAAGAGAGUGGGAUUGACCGUAAGGGAUAAGGCAGAUUUUAUAGAAGCAUGGUCGAAGAGGAGGAGAUAGAUGUUUCGCGAGAGUCGAUAUAAUUUGCGGCAAUGGUAUAACGAGAUAGACUUGACAUUAAAUAUUCAAGUCAAAUCUCAUUUCAGUUCACGACCUGUUGAUGGUCGGUCAAGGAAGUCUUAUAGGCUCCUUCGAUUAUUGCCACUGUCUAUCAGUCAGCCACCACCGUCCCGCAGAUCUCAUACGCGCCGAGUCUGCGGAUGAACAGGGCUUCCCAACUCCAAAUACCAGAUCUCAUAGAUUCUGAUUAGCUCGGGAGAUAUAGAUAUCAAAUUAUACAAUGUAUAUCCGUAGAAGC